Acanthochromis polyacanthus (spiny chromis) is the source of this 3050-nucleotide messenger RNA. RefSeq names its product serine/threonine-protein kinase MARK1-like. The transcript has 17 exons. The record is from RefSeq and is a predicted model, not a curated record. Gene Ontology annotation, biological process: intracellular signal transduction; protein phosphorylation; microtubule cytoskeleton organization. Lineage: Eukaryota; Metazoa; Chordata; Actinopteri; Pomacentridae. Gene Ontology annotation, molecular function: protein serine/threonine kinase activity; tau-protein kinase activity; ATP binding. Gene Ontology annotation, cellular component: cytoplasm. Bases 888 to 2807 code for a protein of 639 amino acids.
GAGUUUUCCCACCAGCACCUACUCGGCUCGACUCUACUGGGUUUGUGAGGUUUUCCAUCAGGACGUAGUUCCUGGUACCAGCUACUGUUUUAGUUCCUACUGGGCCGGGGUUCCCAGAGAGCUGAUUGGAGCCGAUAAUGUGACGUCUACAGAGUGCAGGCCUCUGAUUGGACAGGGAGUGAUGACACACCAGAGCAACUCCUUCACCAAAACCAAACCGUCAUUUAAAAAAAAACACUGGCAACAGCGACGGUGCUCAUUGAUCUUCACAGAACUUGGCAAAAUAAGAAAUCCACAGACGGAGCAGCAGGUGUACCAUCAUCUCCAUGUCCUCCAUUGUUGUGUUGCGUUUGUGUCGCACACAAACGAUUAAGGGCCUUUUGGGCCGCCGUGCUGUGACGACUCCCCCCACGAUGAGGAGGUACUCAGGUGUAAUGGAAAACCACCUAAACCGAGUCGAGUAGGUGCUGGUGGAAAAGCAAUUUUAGUAUCUUGUGGAAGUUUGGUAGAAGAGGAAUAUUGCAGCAAAAUAAUGAUCCAAAGGACACUGCCAAAAUCAUACCAGAGUGUCUAAAGAGGAGAAAAGUGAAUACUAUGACCUGACCAAGUGUGUCGCAUGACUUAAAGAACACUUUUGGAGCAUUUCAGAGAGAAGACCACAGCAGAGCAAUGGAAACUCACCAACAAAGACCUGCUAGAAAGAAAUUCUCUCCAGAAGUUUGUGCAACACGGGAAUCCUUCAAGCCAAGGAGGAUCGAGUCCGCAGUCAAAUAUAAAGGUGGACUUGCAAAAACAACCUUCAGCUCGUGGUGGUCGCCAUCAAGAUCAUUGAUAAAACUCAGCUGAACCCCACCAGCCUGCAGAAGCUCUUCAGAGAAGUCAGUGUGAUGAAGAUCCUCAAACAUCCAAACAUCGUGAAGCUGUUUGAGGUGAUUGAAACGGAGAAGACUCUCUACCUGGUGAUGGAGUACGCCAGCGGAGGUGAAGUCUUCGACUACCUGGUGGCUCACGGACGAAUGAAGGAGAAGGAGGCCCGAGCUAAGUUCCGCCAGAUUGUAUCAGCCGUGGAGUACUGUCACCAGAAGAGGAUCGUUCACAGAGACCUCAAGGCGGAGAACCUCCUGCUGGACGCCGACAUGAACAUUAAAAUAGCAGACUUUGGUUUCAGCAACGAGUUCACGUUGGGCAAGAAGCUGGACACUUUCUGUGGGUCUCCACCGUACGCUGCUCCUGAACUCUUCCAGGGAAAGAAGUACGACGGGCCGGAGGUGGACGUCUGGAGUCUGGGAGUGAUUCUGUACACGCUGGUCAGCGGCUCGCUGCCCUUCGACGGACAAAACCUCAAGGAGCUGAGGGAGCGUGUUCUCAGAGGGAAGUACCGGAUUCCCUUCUACAUGUCCACCGACUGUGAGAACCUGCUGAAGAAGCUGCUGGUCCUCAACCCGGGGAAACGAGGAAGCCUGCAGCAAAUCAUGAAGGAUCGAUGGAUGAACGUCGGCUACGAGCAAGAGGAGCUGAAACCGUUCACCGAACCAGAACAAGACCUCAAUGACCUCAAACGCAUCGAGCUGAUGGGCACGAUGGGCUUUCCUCAGGAGGAAGUGAGGAAGGCGCUGGACGGUCAGAAGUACAACGAGGUGACUGCAACCUACCUGCUGCUGGGGAGGAAAGCUGCUGAGUUUGAAGUCUCCACUGAGUCCUUCUCCAGCGGGAACCUGGUUCAAAGACCACGACCUGUUAGCGACAUCAACGGGUCCAGCCAGUCCCCCGCCCACUCUCGCAGCACAGCGACCAAUCAGAAGCAGCGGCGGUUCAGUGACCACGUGGCGCCCUCUGUCCCCCCGCCUGUGUCCCACACCAAGCGUUGCCAUGCCAACAGCGUAGAGAGCGACAGGAAGGACGACCCGGCCUCGCCCAUGGGAGCUCCAGACCGCAGGAAGUCAGCCACCGCCUCAGGGAGCAUGACUCGGAGGAACACGUAUGUUUAUGAGAAGAGCAGCACCGAGCGCUAUUCGCCUGCCAUACCCAACGGGAAGGACAGCAGUCUACCUGAGGUACCUGCUGCCUCCCCCUCCCCGUCACCUGGGGCGACCGUCUCCUCCACACGUCCUCGUCACGUCAAGUCCAUGUCAGCCUCAGGACAUCCCAUGAAGUCCUGCCUGCCCCCCAUCGACGACAACGCCGAGUACCAGAGCUCCUCCCAGAAGCCUCCAUCGUCGCCUUCAGCCUUCAGCGUCACCAGCAGCGGCAGCACCGCCACACCGGACCGAACCCGCUUCCCCCGAGGCUCCUCCAGCCGCUCCACCUUCCACGGCGCUCAGCUCCGAGACCGACGUCCCGCCACCUACAACGGCCCGCCGGCCUCGCCCAGCCUGUCGCAGCACACGGCGGGGGCGCUGGCCACGCCUCACCGGGGAACCUCCACCUCCCUCAUCGGAAAGAUCACCUCCAAGUUCGUACGCAGGAGUUUAUCCGGCGAACCCAAAGAGGACGGUCGGGAGUCCAAGCCCCGUUCGCUGCGUUUCACCUGGAGCAUGAAGACCACGUCCUCCAUGGAGCCGGGGGACAUGAUGAAGGAGAUCCGCAGGAUUCUGGACGCCAACAACUGUGACUACGAGCAGCGCGAGCGCUACUUGCUGUUCUGCGUGCACGGAGACGCCCGGCAGGACAGCCUCGUCCAAUGGGAGAUGGAGGUGUGCAAACUUCCCCGCCUCUCGCUCAACGGGGUGCGCUUUAAAAGGAUCUCCGGCACGUCCAUAGCCUUCAAAAACAUCGCCUCCAAGGUGGCCAACGAGCUCAGGCUAUGAAGCCCUUAUUAUCUACAGUAACUGUCCUUAAACACUGAGAAACUUUGCUCCUCUACACAGAGCGACGCCCCACCAAGUGACGGCGGCCAUCUUGUGUUCGGCACUAUUCCAGGCUAACUGCUGUAUGACUCAGAGAAACCUCACCUUAUUAUCCCCAACACAGUUACUAUUUAAUGUCAUCACUAAAUGUUGAUGCAAGUGAAACCAAAUAUUAAAGCAGCUUAACGGCGCAGAUACCCAGCA